AUGCCUUUUGGUUUGUGCAAUGCAGCACAAACUUUUCAACAGCUGGCCUCCACCAACUACUCGGUGGGCGCCGUCCUUGAGCAAGACCACGGCAGGUCUCCAGCUACCACUGGAGACUGGUGCCCGGUUGCCUUCUUCAGCAAGACCAUGACUGACACUGAGCGGCGCUAUAGCGCAUUUGACAGGGAGCUACUUGCCGUGAAGCAAGCAGUGCGCAAGUUCCGACACAUUCUUAAUGGGAUCUCUCCCACCCACUUGCAUGGCCGACAGGGUUGCCUCAUCGAAAUUUCCGAGGUCUCGUCCCUGGCAGUAGACAUUGCUGCCGCGCAGGCUUUUGACCCAGAGCUAGCCGACAGCUCACGCUGGCUGCCUUACAUUGAGCGUGAUGCCAAUGCCAACGGCAGUGAGAUUCUUGUGGACACACGGUUCAGCCGACGACGCCCUCUCUUCCCAGUCAGCGUCCACAAGGCAACCUUCAAGGCCUUUCACAAACUGGCCCACGCCGGCGUUGCGGCCACCAAACGCCUGCUCGCCAACCGUCGGCCCUCUGACGCCUUCAAAGGCCUUUUCUACUUCAUCUUCAUUUUCGCCUUCAUCUACCUUUUCACAGUUGUCGACCGCUUCACCCGCUGGCCUGAGGCCAUCCCCAUGCCUGACGCCAAGGCCAGCACCUGUGCGCGAGCCUUCUCUGAGUCCUGGAUCGCCCGCUUUGGCGUGCCAUCCCUCGUCGUCAGUGAUUGGGGUGCGCAGUUGGUGUCCAAUUUGUGGCAUGAGUUGGCCAUGUACCUCGGAUAUCACGUCAAACAGACUUGCGCCUAUCAUCCUGCUGCAAAUGGCAUCGUGGAGCAAUUCCACUGCCAACUCAAGAGGUCUCUGAAAGCCCGGCUUGAAACCUGCGAUGGGAAUUGGACAGUCCUCCUGCAUGCCAUCCUUCUGGGCCUCCGCUCAGCCGUGAAGUCCGACCUCGGCUACAGCCCCGCGGAAUUAGUGUAUGACGCCCCCCUCAACCUCCCCAACGCCUACUUCCAACGUCCAACCACCUCCACCUUUGCCAACGUCGACGUUUUUGUGGACGAGUUGCGCCCCUCCGUGGGCGGUCACGUCUUCACGCCGGCCGCAUGGCACCGGGGUUCCGCUCAAGGCACAACCACUGGUGGUCCUCCUCGUCUCCUGAAGGGCAUGGACGUGGCCACGCAUGUCUGGGAGCGGGUCGACUUGGUGCGCCGGCCCCUAGAGUGCCCUUAUAGGGGCCUCUACCGUGUAGUAAGCUGGAAUGACAAGUUUUUUGUUGUGCUCAAAAACGGCGCCCAAGCCUCAAUCUCCAUGGAACGCCUCAAGCCCGCCUUUGGCCCCUUGGCCAUCCUCGACCCACCCUCAUUCCACCACCGUUAA
Messenger RNA from Tigriopus californicus, 1392 nucleotides. RefSeq lists its product as uncharacterized. NCBI's taxonomy places the organism in Eukaryota, Metazoa, Arthropoda, Copepoda, Harpacticoida, Harpacticidae. The coding region runs from base 1 to 1392 and encodes 463 amino acids. Gene Ontology annotation, biological process: DNA integration. The transcript has 2 exons. The record is from RefSeq and is a predicted model, not a curated record. Gene Ontology annotation, molecular function: nucleic acid binding.